This is a messenger RNA of Pocillopora verrucosa, 1664 nucleotides long. Its product is annotated as tetratricopeptide repeat protein 28-like. The record is from RefSeq and is a predicted model, not a curated record. Lineage: Eukaryota; Metazoa; Cnidaria; Anthozoa; Scleractinia; Pocilloporidae.
GCGAGGCCUUUUCCGCGGAAGAACUGGGGCGAGCUAGAGCCUUAGCAGAUUUGAUUGCAGCCAAGUACUCUCCUGGAGUAAACCACAUCUCAGCAGAUUUGAAAUCACUGUCUGGGGUUGAAAAGCUCAUCAGUAACGAAAGUAACUGUACUUAUCUGUACCUUUCGUAUCAUGAGAGAAGCGUUCGUGCUGCGAUUUUGAAACCGGGUGAAGACACGUACUUCUCAGAGGAAGAAGAAGCUGAUAUCCCCACUUUGAUGGCCGAGCAUGUUGUUGAUUUGGAUGACCUUUUCAACAAAAGCUUCCGCAGCUUUGGAGUGUUACCCAGAGAGCUUUGUGAAGAUCGAUCACUGGAUGACACGGAUUAUCAUGAUGAGAGCUUAGCCCCUUUCCGAGGAAAUGAAACCGCAGACACCGACAGGGAUCUUCAAAUGUUUUACAAAUUGAUUAUUGCUCCUGUGGCCAAUUUACUCACAGGGCCUGAAAUCGUCAUUGUUCCCGAGCGGUCCAUGUUCCGAAUCCCAUUUGCAGCCUUGCGUGAAGAGACUGGCGAGAAAUUUCUAACAGAGAAGUUCAGGAUCCGUAUCGCCCCUUCUUUGACAACUCUCAAGCUCAUUCAGGACAGUCCAGCGGACUAUCACAGCCACACCGGUGCACUGAUAGUGGGCGAUCCGGAGGUUGGCGUGGUGCUCUACAAAGGAGCUCCCAAAGACAUCACAGCACUGCCUUGUGCAAGAAGGGAAGCAGAAAUGAUUGGACGACUGAUGGAUGUCCAGCCUUUGAUAGGAGAGCACGCAACUAAGCAGGCGGUACUCAACGGAAUAGACAGUGUGAGUCUAAUCCAUAUUGCCGCUCAUGGUAACGCAGAAAGGGGACAAAUUGCCUUAGCUCCUAAUCGUAGAACUGAAAGCACUGGUAUUUCGCAAGAAGAAGACUACCUUAUGACCAUGGAGGAUAUUUCAAAAGUUCAACUGCGAGCUAAACUGGUGGUACUUAGCUGUUGUCACAGUGGCCGCGGUCAAAUCAACUGCGAAGGUGUGGUUGGAAUAGCUCGUGCGUUCCUUGGAUCCGGUGCUCGCUCGGUGUUAGUUUCACGGUGGGCCCUGGAGGACACAGCAACGGAGCAACUCAUGAACCAAUUCUACGCACACCUUGCUGAUGGAGAAAGUGCCAGUGAAUCUCUACACCAGGCCAUGAAGUGGAUGAGAAAUAACAGGUUCACCAAAGUUUCGCAGUGGGCUCCUUUUAUGCUGAUUGGAGAUGAUGUGAGAAUUGACCUCAAGAGUAAAGUAAAGAAGACCCUGCUUGUAAAGGACUAGAAUGAAGUCUACAAGAACCAGUUCCAAACAGGCCUGAAGAUUCAUGGCUCUCCUCUCUGUAUCUACCAUUUGAGUAUGGUAUUUUAUGUCUACUUAUAGUGACGUUUUUUUUGGCCAGUAAAGCAGGGGUAGCUUCUGCAUUUAACACAAUUUUUUAGGCUGGUUAAAUUUUUUUUCUUUUGAUUGGCAAAUGAAGGAGUUUAUGGUUGUGAAGAUUUUAUGGAUACAAAAUAAGUCAAAAACUGGUGGCAUGGUGCAUCAAAUGUUUAGUCUUGUCAUGCAACAGGGUCUUUCUGAAUGCAUUGUGUGACAAGACCAAACUUUUGCCUUAAAAGAAACUUGGAA